Pristis pectinata (smalltooth sawfish) is the source of this 2317-nucleotide messenger RNA. RefSeq names its product fibroblast growth factor (acidic) intracellular binding protein a (gene fibpa). The record is from RefSeq and is a predicted model, not a curated record. Lineage: Eukaryota; Metazoa; Chordata; Chondrichthyes; Rhinopristiformes; Pristidae. The transcript has 10 exons. The coding region runs from base 844 to 1917 and encodes 357 amino acids. Gene Ontology annotation, cellular component: nucleus. Gene Ontology annotation, biological process: platelet aggregation. Gene Ontology annotation, molecular function: fibroblast growth factor binding.
AGUGUUUGCGCGACGCUUCUCUCGGGUUCGUCGGGGCAUCGGAUCGGGUCAGGGAAAGUUACCAUAGCAACGGGAGCGGGGGGGUAUUUACCUAGUUACUGGGGGUAAUUACCCUUGUAGUAGGGGUAAUUACCGCCUAAGGGCAGGAGGGGUGUAAUUACCCUGAGUAACAAUGCUACAGGGGUGAUUACUGUAGCACAGGCGGGAGGGGUAAUUACCCUGGCAACAAGACAGGGGUAAUUAUUCUAAUAACAUAGCAACGGGGCAAAAAUAAUUGCCAAGCAACAGGACUGUGGGUAAUUAUUAAAGUGACAGGGGUAAUUACCAGAGCAAAGGGUAAUUAUCCUAGUAACAGCGGUUAUUACAGCAGGUGGGGGUAAUUAUUACUUGUAAAAGGGGUAAUAACUACAGCAAGUUGGGGGUUAUUAUUCUAUAACAGGGAUAAUUUACCAAUUUGGGAGUAAUUGCUGUAUAACAGGGUUAAUUAUUACAGUGUGGGGGUCAUAAGAUGUAAUAGGACCAAGGGUGGUAAAUACCCCAGUAACUGUAGUGAUUACCUUAGUAACAGAGGAUAAUUACUGUAACAACAGGAGUAAUUGCCCUCAUAGCAGGGGUACUAGGAUCUGGCGGUACUUACUCUGAUAACAAGAUUGGUAGGCGGCAUUGUACCAGUGUUGUGGGAUAUUACCCAGAGGGAAGGAGUAUGUGUGUGUGUUGAUGACAGAGGAGGUGAGGGAUUGGUGCCCUUCCUCAGUUGUCUACCCACCAGUGACUCCAGAGAAAGAGAGGAGCCCCAGGCUGUGCCAAGCUACCAAUCCCAGUGAGUGACACAGACUCGGCAGCAUGGCAGUAGAACUGGAUGUGUUUGUUGGCAACACAACUCUGAUUGACAAGGAUGUGUAUAAGCUCUGGCUCGAUGGAUACUCAGUCAGUGAUGCGGUGGCAAUUCGUAUUGAAAGCGGGAUAUUGGAGCAGACUGGUGCAUCCCCAGAUGUUCUGGAGAGUGACACCAUGGAUCAUUACCGCACCUUCCAGAUGUUGGAGCGCCUACUACAUAGCCCCCCGAAACUGAUCAACCAACUCCUCUUCCAGACACCCCCGCCGAUGCAGUCCAUGUUGAUUGAGAAGUACUACACGUUCGAUGAGCCAUUUGUACGGGAAGUCCUGGGGAAGAAGUUGUCGAAAGGGACCAAGAAGGACCUGGAUGAUGUCAGCGCCAAAACAGGCAUCACACUGAAGAGCUGCCGCAGACAGUUUGAUAACUUCAAGAGGGUGUUCAAAGUGGUGGAAGAGAUGAAAGGGCCGCUGGUGGAGAACAUUCAGCACAACUUCCUACUGUCAGACCAGCUGGCUGGUGACUACGCGGCCGUGGUGUUCUUUGCCAACAAUCGCUUCGAGACAGGCAAGAAGAAGCUCCAGUACCUGACCUUUGAGGACUUUGCCUGCUGCGCUGAGCAGCUGAUACAGAACUGGACCCUGGGAGCCGUGGACUCCAAUGUUGAUGACAUGGAUGUGGACCUGGACAGAGAAUUCCUGCAGGACCUCAAGGAUCUGAAAGUGCUCAUCACCGACAAGGACUUGUUGGACCAGCACAAAAGCUUGGUCUGCACUGCUCUGAGGGGCAAGGUCAGCAUCUUUAAUGAAAUGGAAGCAAACUUCAAGAACCUCUCCCGGGCUCUCAUCAACAUUGCUGCCAAGCUCAUUCACACCAAGGACGUGCGAGAUCUCUUCAUUGACCUGGUGGAGAAGUUCAUCGAGCCUUGCAAGUCGGAUCGCUGGAGCAGCAACGACGUCUGCAUUUUCCUGGCACAGUACACCAACACAGCCCGCGCCCUCGACGCCUUCAAACACCAGGCUUUGUGGGAGCGAUACAUGGGCACCAUAAAAAGUUGCAUCAUGAAGAUGUAUCACGACUGAGGAUUGGCUCAGGUCUUGGCCCCGCACGGAGGGAGCUACAGAACUCAGACUGCUGUUCGCAGGGAGAGACCCACCAACUAUCCGAAUCAAUCCUCUGCAGAAACUAGCAGGAAUCUGCAAACCCGUGAGAGAUUUUAUGAGUGUGGCUUCUUAAAACUUUGGAAUGAUUUAAAGAGUGGAUCCUGCCCUGGUGGACCCUGCUGUUUGUUAUUUUAAUGUGGAGGGAGCAAAGGGCCUCUCCUUCACGGUGUUUCCCUGGGGCUUGUCCAGGGGACUGUGUUAUCCGGGGGACAGGAUUUUCCGAGGGACUACCCACUUCAAAGGCAAACAGGCUGCCCGAAUGUUCAAUAAACAGGUUAAACCCUCUCACUGCCGUUGGGUCUGCAGGAGAGUUGAAUGA